Molecule: messenger RNA, 1251 nt
Organism: Achroia grisella
Lineage: Eukaryota; Metazoa; Arthropoda; Insecta; Lepidoptera; Pyralidae
Product: enoyl-[acyl-carrier-protein] reductase, mitochondrial-like
Exons: 2
Coding region: 104-1207 (367 amino acids)
Biological process (GO): fatty acid metabolic process
Cellular component (GO): mitochondrion
Molecular function (GO): trans-2-enoyl-CoA reductase (NADPH) activity
Source: RefSeq, a predicted model, not a curated record
UGUCAAAACAAACAAAUGGUCACCAAAAAUUGAAUUAGAAAUUACGCAGUUAUUUAUUUAAUAUUCUUAAUCAUUUGCAUUCAUAGGCACCUUAACAAUAAUCAUGGCUCUUUUCUCCCGCACAAAAAUAUUAUAUUCAACAACAAAAUGUUAUAUGAACAAAUACUGUAACCUAAAAGUCAGUGUGAGAAGUCUGAUGUCAAAGCAACUAGUAUACAACGAAUUUGGAGAUCCACUGCAAGUUGUAAAAUUUAGAGAAUGUUCGGUACCACCCCUCGGCAGCCAGGAGGUACUCGUGAGAAUGCUAGCCGCACCAGUCAACCCUGCUGACAUUAAUACCAUACAAGGUAAAUAUCCUGUUAAAGUGGAUUUGCCGACUGUUGCUGGAAAUGAGGGUGUAGGUAUUGUUGAAGACAUUGGUAAAGAUAUUGAAGGCAUCAGUCCCGGAAACAAAGUUAUUGUUACAAAACCCGUUCAAGGCACAUGGAGAACUAUUGCUACUUUUACUAAAAAUGUUGUACGAGUUGUUCCAGAUGAUUUAGGAGUUGUGGAAGCUGCUACCCUUACUGUUAAUCCUUGUACAGCUUAUAGAAUGUUAGUAGACUUUGUUUCUGUAAAAAAUAACAACAAAGUUGUUAUACAAAAUGGAGCAAAUGGUGCCUGCGGUCAAAAUGUUAUACAAAUCUGUAAAGCAUGGGGUAUAAAAAAUAUUAACAUUGUGCGUAAUAGACCUGACAUUGCAGAUCUCAAACAAUAUUUAGAAUGCUUGGGAGCAACUUAUGUACUGACUGAAGAUGAGUUACGAUCAACAAAUAUAUUUAAAGAAAAAAAAAUUGAUAAGCCAUCCUUAGCUUUAAACUGUGUAGGUGGCAAAAGUUCUUUAGAAAUGAUGAGACAUUUACAACAUUCUGGAAAGAUGGUCACCUAUGGUGGGAUGUCUCGAGAACCGGUUAGCAUUCCUACGUCUGCAUUUAUAUUUAAAGAUCUUUCUUUUUAUGGAUUUUGGAUGACACACUGGAAUGAACAAGCAAAUCCUACAGAUAAAGAAAAAAUGAUGACUGAUGUUGUGUCAUUAAUGUGUGAUAAUAAGUUAAAGGGUCCUGUCCAUAAAAUGGUAAAGUUUGAUAAUUAUAAAGAGGCCUUAGAAAAUGCUCUUACUUCCACAGGAUUCACAGGAUGUAAAUAUGUUCUAGAUUUUACUACAUAAUUCCCAAUAUUUUUUGCAAUUGUAUUUCUUUAUGUUGUAGUAAU